AUGCAUGAUUUUGAAAUAAUGCAGAAGAUCUUUACUGUAGCCAGGGCGAUUGAAUUAAAGCACAAACCUCAUUUAAUCUCCGCUCUGGCCAAUGAAACUGCAAAGUUUUAUGAAAAGUGUGGCUUAGCCUUGAGUCAGUGUGAUCCAAAAAUUGUUGGAAAGUGGAAAAAGUAUUCAGAAUUCAAACAGUGCUGUUAUGAAUCUUACGCCUACGUUUAUUAUGGUGAAGAUUUGUUAGAGAAAGAAAAAGCUGGACAAGCUGUAGCUGUACUCAAAGAGGCAUCUGUUCCAUAUGAAAAGGCACUUCGUGCUGCACGUGAAUAUGUAAAGGUAGAAGGUGUAAGUCUGUCAACUAAACCUCCUGACCACUGCUUCUUUCGUCGUCUCCCUGGAUUAAUUGAACGGACACGUAAUAAAUGUGAUCGUGAAAAUGGUCUGAUAUUUCAUCAAAAAGUUCCCACAGUUGCUCCAUAUUUAGAAAUAAAAGCUGAAUAUGGUAUUGCAACACCGAAAGAACCAGAAUUGGAUUUCAGUUUAGAUUCACGAUGGAAAGAUGUUUAUAUUGGAUUCGAUAUGAACAAACUUGCCGAUAAUAUAGUAUCAGGAUCUGUGUUAGAUAUAACCGAGUGACAAAAAUUCCAAAGAUAAUAAACAAGCCAAUCCUAAAGAUGCACCCGUUGAACCUGUUCGUGAAAUGCCUAUCUUCAGUACUGACAAAGAUCCAAAAAAUGAUAGCGGUUGUGUUAUCGCUUAAGCAUAUAACACAGUCGCACACACGCACACCCACAAACAAACACACUGACAUUAAAUUAUAAAGAUCUACUCUGACUUGUGUACUUUUGAAUAUAUAUGUGAUAAAUAAGAUGUGUAUGGCUGGGCUUGCUGGUUGGUUAGCUGGCUGGCUAUCUGUAUGAAUGAAUUACUGAAUGACACCCUACUCUUUUACUUCUAUCCUUUCAGAUUAUUAUUAUCACUUUCAGUCGAAUAAAUUUUGUUUUUAUUCAACCAGAACAACAUCUAGAACACAAGAAUUUUCUUUCUUAUUUGC
This is a messenger RNA of Trichobilharzia szidati, 1048 nucleotides long. NCBI's taxonomy places the organism in Eukaryota, Metazoa, Platyhelminthes, Trematoda, Strigeidida, Schistosomatidae. The record is from the annotation of a GenBank genome assembly.